This is a messenger RNA of Saccostrea cuccullata (small rock oyster), 4741 nucleotides long. RefSeq lists its product as uncharacterized. The transcript has 9 exons. The record is from RefSeq and is a predicted model, not a curated record. The coding region runs from base 187 to 3381 and encodes 1064 amino acids. Lineage: Eukaryota; Metazoa; Mollusca; Bivalvia; Ostreida; Ostreidae.
AGUUAUGCGACGAAGUAGCACAGUCGAAUCUAGAGGAGUGUCAAAUGUAUUUUGAUUCAAUAUGGCGGAAGAAAGUUGUUCCAGAUGAAACAAACAGAAAAGAGUUGAAUUUUUUACAUCUGAGUAACAGGAUGGUGACGCUGAUGGUAAAGGCAGGUGAAGAACUGAUAGGAUGUAUCCCCAAAUAUGAGUAAAAGUAGACAUGAUGCUCGGAAAGAAAACAACAUGCCAACAACUAAUAAGAAAUCUUUGGAAUACCCCUGCCAGAAUGGAGCUCAAAGUCCAGUGAGUCAGCACUCGAGUGAAAGUGAAAAAUCAUCUCCCGAUUCAUCAGAAAACCAAAGAGAGAAAAAUAAUGGCCCAGGUAUUUACAGAGAUGGUCGAAUUAAUUUAGUCAAUGGUCGUAGUCCCAAUUUAAAUGGACCUGUAAAUGGAUAUUUGCAUGAAGACAGGGAAAACUUGAGAUCAUCUAGUACUAUUAAUAGCUGUCCAGGUGGGGUCAGUGCUCAAGCUCGUCCUGAAGUUGUCGUAAACUGUACUCACUGUAGUGAAUUUGUCAAACCACCGCUAGUAAAUGGUUUACAGAACAGGAAAAAUUCACCUAAAGCAAACAGACCCAAGUCUAUGUCAUGGAGUCGUGUUGUCAAACAGAGACGAGAUCGAAGAGAGCAAGAGAAGAAAGUGGGCUCAAAUUCAAAGAGAGAAAAAUACAUUUACCCAGAACUUGGUUCAAGUUCAGAUGACUCAUGUGAUUGCUUUAGCUCUCCAGAGAAAUUAGAAUUCCAUAGAAAUGAGGUUGGAUCUUCAUCAGAAUCUGACGGUGAUGACAAGGAAUACUCAUCUAGAAGAAGGAGCUUUCAUUCUAAGCCAAAUGUACCCUGCACAACUAAUGAACAAGUUUCUUUCACAAAUGGACAUCAUGAACAAGUUCAAAAUAUCAAUUUGCCUCCUAGGUUUGAAGACAUGCCAAUAUCUGCUCCUUUAGCAGUGCCAGAAGACAGUGAUGGAUCUUCCCAAAAUUCUGGUUGUGAUUCAAAUGAUAGAGAAACUGAGACAGUGUCAAAAGAAAAUCAGGCAACUGCUAAUGAGAGUCAAAAUGAAAACAAAACCAGUGAUGAUGAACAAGGUAUAAUUGGAGAAAACAUGCUUGAAGUUGAGGAACAAGUUGAAGAAGUUUUUACACACUUAUCUAGUUCAGAAAGUCUUGAAGAAAUUGCAGAUGAAGACAAUUCCUCAGAAAUCCAGGAAAACAGUGGUGGUGUUUUAGUAGCGGAGGCAACCGCACAAUCUAGUUCUGAAAGUUUAGAUGAAAUUGGAGACUACAUAGAAACAGAUUUUCCAUCUCGGGCUAGUCGUCAUAUGUUUGCAUCCAGUUCAGAACAUUCUUCUACAUCCAGUGAAGAAGAUGAGGGGUAUGGUGUGAAUGAAGAAAAGGGUUCUCGUGAUGCAGAAGCUGGGAGGACUCCCUCAAGUCCAUCUCAUCAUAACCAAGAGAAUGGAGUACCACAAGAAAAUGACCCCCAUAGUCCACUAUCUUGCCAGAACCUUCAGGAGUUCAAUAAACAAAGUGUCUCUGCUGCCUCCCCUGCUUCUGUGUGUGAUGAUCUAGAAACUCCUCACUUGGACUCCUUUGCUGAUGUGACUGCAAAUUUAAGAUACAUGGAAAACCAAUCUUAUAGCAAUGCACAUGUCUGUAGACCCAAGUAUAUUGCUAAAAAUAAUGGAGAUAGCAUGGACAAGCCAGGGUCAGACUUUUCUUUUAUGUACUCGCCGGAAACAGAUUUUUUAGAUUCUGUGGAAUCAGAUGUGCCAACGUCUGCAACCAGUUUGCAACCAGUGUUCCGUUUCGGUCAAGAUCUAGAUAGUCCUAGUAUUUUACACCAAAGAAACAGUGAGAGGAAUUCCUCGGAGUUCUGUAUGUAUGAUCCGUUGGAUUAUGCUUCCAAUGACUUACGCGGUGCUGAGGGAGGGGUGACAAACGAUCUGAGCAUGAGAAGACAUUCAUUUGAGUUCGAUGACGUAGAGUGCAAUAUGGAGUCUUAUGAUCCACACCUGUGUGUAGAUGAUAAUGAACAUUUUAACUAUCUAGAUACCUAUAAACAUGAAAAAGUGCUGCAAGCCAACUUUCAGAACUCUGAAAGCAAUAGGCAAGAGAAGGUGUUUUUUAAAGCAUUAGAAAAAGAGAACAGGUCUACGGCUCACUGUGAUUCGUCGGACGAGGAGGAAAACUUAAGUUUCCGUCUCCGAAGGGAACAUCUUGGUAAUGCACAGUUAGGACAUUAUCCUCUGGAGAAUGGACAUUGUAUGGUGCUGGAAGAUUUGGAGAAUCCGACGCAUGCCGUUAGAAAUGCAGUCAUUAUGCCUUUACCCAAUAAACUGGAUGAAUCGUCAGGGGAGAGCUCAGAAGAUCCUAUUUAUGAAGAUAUAGACAGUCUGGAAGCGUCUUUGUCAUGCCUAGAUAACCUACAUGCAGUACAAGAAGAAAAUUCCUGUGAUAAUAAUACUAAGGUGAUGUGCAAGUUUGACAGGCGUCGUAGACGUGGACGUCGGCCAGUUGACGUGGAGAAGGUGAUGAUCUGGCACGAGUACGAGGCCUACCUACUACAGGUCAAACAGAUCGGGACGUCAGCGUGUGGACCUACAGCAGUGUUAACAGUCCUGAAAGCCUUCGAUUAUCAAGUUGAUAAGGAAGAAGUGAGUAAAAAGAUUGUCACCAACACCAGAAUGGAGACUGCUCCCAUCAGCUACUAUUUGUUUUCUAGAUCAGUGGCAGGUACAACUGCACUACAGUUGAUAGACGGUGUUCAAAGUCUGACAAGGGGUACCAUACAGGGUAGAUUUUUCCAUUUCUUUCCAGCCAGGAAAGUGGAACUCCUCAAGUGGCUGGGAGGUUGGAUAAAGAAAGGUGCCGUUCCCAUAGCAACACUGAAUUUACAGAGGGGGGUGAAGCCUGGUUGGACCAUUCCUGAUGCCUGGCAUCAUCAGAUGAUUUAUGGUGUCAGCUCCAAAGGUGUGUAUUUGACAAAUCCAUUAGAAAUAGUUUCUGAAGAGACCAUUAUGGAACAGCUAACGAGUGACUCCAUUCUCCUGAUUCGACGACAAGAUGUGGUCAAUCGAUUCCGUGACUGGUCACCCCUGAAUGAUCUUAUCACCAAGAAUGACAAGAGAUGGAAUGAGAUGAAUGUUUUAGGUCAGGUGGUAAAUGUGUUGCGCGAAGCCUGUACCGCCAUGUACCAGCAGCCCACACACUACCGGGCCCAGCUUACCUCGCACAUCGCUAUCCCAGCAGCCUACAGGGCGGGCAUCACGCUGUUUGUACGACAAAAUACCGAGGUGGCUCAAGAGCUCUUCAGUGCACCAGAACUAGAAUACAAGGACUAGGCAUGCUCCCUCACCUUUGACCCCGCUCGUGUCAUCACCUUGCUAACUUGGUGCUUCUCAGCAUUAUUUUCAGGUGGCUUCAGUCUUUCCAUACUUUUUUUUUUCUUAAAAUUGAUGCAUAAAAGUGCUUUUUUCUGAAAUGUUUUAUUUUGAACACUUUUACGACAAAAGCAAGUUAACUUCCUUAGACUUGCACUGGUGUGUAGACUAAAAUUGUGGGGUAAUUUGAUGAUAUGUAUGUACCGGUAAAUGAAGUUACCAUCAGCAAAGAUUAAUCUUGUCAAUUUUAUUGCCUUUGUGUUUUCGCUCUAAUGGAAAACCACAGACUGAGCAAUGACAUUGAAUACACACUUAUGUCUUACAUUGUUUUCCAUGUUUUUAUUUUUGUUUUGAAUUUACAAUAACUGUUAAGUUAAUUUUAUUGCCAUGUAUUUCAUUAUGGAAGUAUGUUUUAACAAUUUUACUUGUGAUUGAAUUCCAUAUACAUGUAUUUGACAAUUGUACAUGAUCUUCUUGUUCUUUUAAAAUUGCUUGUUGAAUUAAAUCCUAUAGAAGUAAUGUGAAUUACAAUGUAGGUAUCACUGAACAUUUCACUGAAGUGACAUAAAAUUUCCACUGACAGUAGAUGGAAUAAUAAAUACAUUUGUAAUGAUCUGUUUAUAGGGAUUAUAUAUCUGUAGUUGAUAUAUUUAUUUUGUACUUCUUAAGUUCUGAUACAUGUAUAUCAAUUUCAUGAGUUAAAAAAAACUUCUCUACUUCAUAAAAAAUGGUAUUUUACAAAAUUUAGUAGGGCACUCAAAAAACCCCAACAAAUUUUAAUAUGCAUGUAAUUACUAACAGUCUUGUAAAGUAUUGAAAUAUUCCAUUUCAUGCAAUUUGCUGUUAGAUAAUGUAUACAUGUAGUAAUUUUUGGUUGAAAGGUCUGCUAUGCUAACAUACUCAUCAAAAUUUCACUGUACAUUUUAACCUGUUGAUGAUUGGAAAAAAGUAUUUGAGGAGUAAGAUGUCAUAUAUUUAGUACUAUUUUAUUUUGACUGAGCAACCAGUUAUACAAAUUAAAGUACUACCUAGUGCAACUCGUUUAAGUACAGAAAAUUGUGGAUUUUUUAAAAUUUUCCGUAUAAAAGAGUCUGUUAUUUUUUAUUCUAUGUAAUCUUGUUAAAGAAAUAUGUAGUUUUCUACUUAUUAGGUUGUUUGUGGUAUAUUUUUUUUUCCCUCUUCCAUCCAUAUUUUUAGAGGUUUCAGACGUAAGUAAGAUGGGUGCAUAAUAAGAUUAUGUAUUUGUAUUCCUUAUUCUUAACUUGUAUUUAUGAUCAAUCAUGUACCUGCCAAUGCAAAAAAUAAAUCAUGCUAGACUUGA